GUAAUAAAUAUGUUAGCUUAUGCUGGGUUCUUGGGGGUAGAGCACAUUGCCCGUAUGAAGGUGGAUCAUAGUUUAAUAUGCGCUUUGGUGGAGAGAUGGAGGCCGGAGACACAUACUUUCCAUCUUCCAUUCGGUGAGGUUGGCAUUAGCCUACAAGAUGUGGCGAUGAUCCUUGGUUUGCCCAUUCGAGGUAUGCCCCUUAGUGGUCCUACCAUUAAGGGUAAGGCUCAGUGGAUCGACCUGUGCACGCAGUCAUGUGGUUUCACUCCUUUAGAGACUGAUAUGCGCACGAGUGAUAUCACCUUGAGUGUUGUUACCCGUCACCCGAUUGUAACUGACAGUACAGACGAAGAGGUCACCGAACACACCAGGACCCUAAUAUGGCAAUUGCUUGGAGGGUUUUUGUUCCCUGACACGAGUGGGACAAGAAUACGAUUGUACUUUUUGGAAGUCUUGCAGGGUGACUUGGCUUUAGCCCGUCGAUGGAGUUGGGGAUCGGCGGUUCUCGGAUACCUCUACCAUAACUUGUGCAACGGCGCCAAGUGGGAAACCAAACAAGUUGGCGGCUGUAUGCACUUGUUACAGAUUUGGGCUUGGUCGAGGAUUUCGAUGUUCCGUCCCUCAGUACUUCAGUGGAUCGUCCCCAAGUCAUAUAAGGGAUCCCCAAGACAUUGCAUACGCUUGUACCGGGAUGACCUAGACCGCAUGAGUGAGAAUCAGUUUGAUUUCAUUCCCUACGCGUCCGAGACACUCCCACCUCUCGUCCUUAAUGAAGCUCCGCUUUGGUCGGCUAGGGUCAUGCUCAUAUUUUGCAAUAUGGCCGAAAUGCAUUACCCCGAUCGAUUUCUUCGGCAGUUCCAUAUAAGGCAAGAUAUUCCGAAUGCUCCUUUGACAGGUACUGAUAAUCACGGCAAUCGUUCCAACAUAGUAACCGGUGCCUUGGCGAUGUGGGCGAACAUACAACAUCACAUAUACUUUCUUGAUUACGAUCGACAUAUGUUCCUCGAAGCAACUAAUAGGUACCGAAACUGGUACAAGAAGCAUGGUAUGACACGUGUCCAGAACCCUUCUCACAAUGUGCCCACGACAGGCUACACCCCGACAGCACACGAUUGGGGUAUUGUGAAGCAAGGCGUUCACGAGGUGUAUCAGCUCUUAGCCGAUCGCGCGAGUUAUGAGGACUGUCAAAAACGACUACGGCAGAUGGCCCUGGACGUAGGUGAUGAAGAGAUGCUCCACCGGGGCAUAUUCCAUUAUGAAGAUGAAGAUGAAGGUGGAAGUGACGAAGAGGAUGAUGCAGAUGAACAUGAAGGUGGGGGUGAGGACUCACCAUCGCUCCCUCAAUUCUCA
Cuscuta epithymum is the source of this 1350-nucleotide messenger RNA. The record is from the annotation of a GenBank genome assembly. Lineage: Eukaryota; Viridiplantae; Streptophyta; Magnoliopsida; Solanales; Convolvulaceae.